This is a messenger RNA of Stylonychia lemnae, 849 nucleotides long. Lineage: Eukaryota; Ciliophora; Spirotrichea; Sporadotrichida; Oxytrichidae. The record is from the annotation of a GenBank genome assembly.
AUGGCUGCUUUCAAUGAUACACUUGGUCCAGACUGCAAAAAUCUCUUCCAUAAUCCAUAUGCUUGCAUGGGAAGCACUACUGAUCAAGCUCCAGAUGGGCCUUUCUCAACAGCAUAGUGGUCAGUAUUUGUGCUCCCAGAUCACAUUGGCGCAAUGGCUACUUUGGUUAUGUAGCACAGAAAGAGUCAUAGUAUGCUUAUCCAUCCAAAUUCUGGCUGUGAAAUUGAAGAUCACUCAAACUGGACUCUCUGGGGAGGGCAACUAUGGUCACUUGAUCGCACAACUCUUCACAAAGAUAAGUCAUUCCCAUGGGAUAAUGCCAAGGAUUUAAUCUUGUUUGGAGCUGCUUUAGCCCAUCCAACUUACUACAAAGUAGAUAGAAAUACUACCUGCAUCUCACCAACACCAGCUCAAAUCUACUCUUAUCACAUUCACUUGCUUUAUUUCCAGAACAACAAAGAGAAUACUGUUGGUGCUUUUUAAAUCAGAGAUCAAUUCGCUGCAGCUUUCAAUCAAACACUUGGCCCAGAUUGCCAUGAUCUUUUCCACAAUGAUAACUCAUGUAUCCUUGAUGAUGACAAGGGACCAGCUGGACCUUUCCCCACUGCUCAAUGGUCAGUCUUUGUUCUCCCCGAGCAUAUUGGCUCAAUGUCAACCUGGAUGAUGCAACACAGAUAAGACUACAGUAUCCUUGUCCAUACUAACUCUGGCUGUGAAAUCGAAGAUCACUCGAAUUGGACUCUCUGGGGUGGUGAACCAUGGACACUUGAUUUAACUAUUUUCUCUCAUGACAAACCAUUCCCAUGGAGAUAAGUCAAGGAAACCAGAAACGGAUUCCUUCUUGAAUGA